GAACUUGACGGUUUUGUUUUUACGGAUAUAUUGGCGAUCUGUCGUUGAAGCAUGGAUAUUCAAUGACUACAAAUAAACAUUUUUAUGUUUAAAACGAGCGUACUCCCCGAGGAGCAGAACUGCAAGGGACGUGGCUUUGAUUUGACAGUUUAGCUUGAUCCCUAAAAACGUGCAGAAUUUAAGGAAGCAAGGUAGAAAGGUAAAUUGUAGCAAUGAUCAUGUUAAACGAAGAAAAUGUCAUCGACCGUGUCCGCCGUGGUACAAGGUGUCUGGCUACUAACAGAGGAGCAGGAAGCAUAUUGACACCUCACCUCACAAGAUGGGACUGAGGCUCGGCCGGUCAUUGAUACGUGAUCAUAUCAACGACGUGUACAAUUGAAAAUCACUGGGUGAUAAUUCAAGAUAUGACCCAGUCGCCAGUGCAUUUCCAUGGUCUCAUGAAAACGAAUAUUGUAGCCUAAUAACUGUCAUAAUCCAAAAAGAUACACAAGAAACGAGCGCUACUGGAUUGUGAAAUCCUGGUUUUAUGUUGUUGGAAGCAGCAUUGAAAAAUGGGGGAGAAAUCGCAUUUUGAAUAAUGGAUUUGCAAUUAUCCUCUGAAGACAACUGGGAACUGGGACUGAAACGCGUUUCGAUAUCUGCUUGAGAGAAGGCAGCACCUUUGCGCCAUUAAUUCACAGAGUUAUACCUUUCUUAAAAACGGAUUCCUGGAUUAUUGCUACUAGUUUAUACCACGCUACGUCGAGAUUUCAAGUCGUUCUCCAGAAGCGACUUCGAACAUUUGCUAGCUUUUAGCAUUGACUUUACAGAAACAAACAGUUGAGCAUCGUGGCUACGUAAAUAACGUAGGCUGGUCUGCAGAUACGUUACUUAAAGAAAAGUAAGCCGCACAUGAAUUGCCCUGUUUGUUUUGGAAAGGCUCAAUAUUGUGUGCAGAAAUAAAUUAUCAUAGCCAUAUGCGCGGAAAGGACACAUAGAUAUUAAAAAGGGUGCGCUGAACUCCAAACCAAAGCCAAAUUAAGUCCGCCACAGUUAAAAUCUGAGUGUUGGAGAAUUCACCUCCAUCAAAACAACGUUUUCAUAGCCUACUAAACAAGUGUCUUUCAAAUUUGUAUCACCUAGACCUGCACCUUUAAAUUAUAACAAAACGGGCACAUGUUGUUUGCAAUUGGUGUCAUUGUAUGGUGCUGGGGAUUGUUGAGUCACACACAGAUGCACCGGCACCAAGCAAUGCUGAAAAGCCGCUGCUGCGUCUUACUUAGUGACCUGAAGGUUCUCCUGCUCAGGCCACCGCCGCCUUCGCCACCGCCGCCAGCAUUAAUCCCCAUGAGCAGCCAAAACACGGAAAGUCAUGCGAACGGAGCCGCGGGAGCUACGAGCGGGGUAGACGGCUACCCUCAGUCUGAGGGAUGGACGGCACCAUCGACAGGGGGUGCUGUCCAAAUCGAGGAGGACAGAACAACGGGGGACUGGUCUGGUGUGGCGGCCGAGCAACAGGGGAGCCUUGAGUGUAGCAGUUCUUCGGAUGACUGUUCUAAGGAGAAGUCUGAGGAGCGACUGUCUCUCAACAGCUGCACAGACAGUGGUGUUAGGACUCCCUUGUGCAGGAUCUGUUUUCAGGGACCAGAGCAGGGGGAGCUGUUGAGUCCAUGUCGCUGCAGUGGGUCUGUGCGCUGCACUCACCAACCCUGCCUUAUCAAGUGGAUCAGCGAGAGGGGCUCGUGGAGCUGUGAACUCUGCAACUACAAGUACCAUGUCAUCGCCAUCAGCACCAAAAACCCACUGCAGUGGCAAGCCAUUUCGCUGACGGUGAUCGAGAAGGUGCAGAUUGCAGCGGCCAUCUUGGGCUCCCUGUUCCUCAUCGCCAGCAUCUCCUGGCUGGUCUGGUCAUCGCUCAGCCCCUCGGCUAAGUGGCAGCGGCAGGACCUGCUCUUCCAGAUCUGCUAUGGCAUGUACGGCUUCAUGGACGUGGUCUGCAUAGCACUCAUCAUCCACGAAGGGCCCUCCGUGUUUCGCAUUUUCAACCGCUGGCAGGCCGUCAACCAGCAGUGGAAGGUGCUCAACUAUGACAAGGUGAAGGACAGUGAGGACAUGAAGACCGGUGCCAACCACAGGACCCCUACCCUGCCCACACAGAGGGGCAGUGUGCACCCGGAGGGGGGGACCUCUACCUCCACCUCUUCGCUCAUGGCUGCUGCUAUGGCCACCGUCGGCACGGAAACGCCCACGGCGACUGCCCCAAUGACUCAGGACUCCUCUGAGCAGAGCGAAGGUCUCGCCCUGCCCGAUCACCACUGCUCAUACAACAUCCUUCACCUGCUCAGUCACCUGAGGCAGCAGGAGCCUCGAGGCCAGCCCAGCAACGGUAACCGCGAACUGGUGAUGAGAAUAACUACAGUCUGAGGAUUGUCUUGAGGCCUUAUUAUUGACCCGGUGUGGGAGUCAACGUAUGCUGAAUACGGCUGUAAGACACUAACGUUUCGAAAAUGAGGCAGAAGAAAGGCCUUGCCAACCAGGGAUAUGGCAAAGUGACAACCAGUUGACGAAUAAGUGAGCUUUCGAUGGGUGCAGAUAACCUUUGUUUUCAGUGUUUUGACAUGUAUAAAAUAAAAAUGGAUUUGGAUUUCUUGAUGGCUGUACUGUAGCUGAAGGAUUUGUUGAAUGCUCUUUCCACUGCUCUG
Conger conger (European conger) is the source of this 2681-nucleotide messenger RNA. Its product is annotated as E3 ubiquitin-protein ligase MARCHF4-like. Gene Ontology annotation, biological process: protein ubiquitination. The record is from RefSeq and is a predicted model, not a curated record. Lineage: Eukaryota; Metazoa; Chordata; Actinopteri; Anguilliformes; Congridae. Gene Ontology annotation, molecular function: zinc ion binding; ubiquitin-protein transferase activity. The coding region runs from base 1156 to 2403 and encodes 415 amino acids. The transcript is spliced from 4 exons.